Papaver somniferum (opium poppy) is the source of this 771-nucleotide messenger RNA. RefSeq lists its product as uncharacterized. The transcript is spliced from 2 exons. The coding region runs from base 1 to 771 and encodes 256 amino acids. The record is from RefSeq and is a predicted model, not a curated record. Lineage: Eukaryota; Viridiplantae; Streptophyta; Magnoliopsida; Ranunculales; Papaveraceae.
AUGACGUAUGGUAUCGAUCUUAGCAUUGGUGAUGAUAGAGAGGAGAGAGCAAUUGUGUUGUACCAGUAUAUGACUCAAAGAAUGCAUAGGCUCUUCCAACCGGUGCCUCAAGAAGUAUUGAUGCGACAAAUGGUGGACAGGCAACAAGAGGAUGAAGAUGCAAGGAUGAUGCAUGGCUACUUUGGACCUAACUGUACUUGGGGCCCUAAGAAGUUCAACCAACGUUUGGUUGUUGUGGAUCCUGCUUUUGAUUUCCAAGUUGAUUUCACCGGAAAACUUGGCCAAUCUCCCCACAUGAAGAUGUAUGACGUAAUGAAAUGUUUGUGUAAAAGCAUAGCCGCUGAUAGCACAGAUGAUUAUGUCCGUAUGGGAGCGUCGACCGUCUAUAUGUAUGUCAAGAGGUUUACUAGGGUAAUUGUUGGGCACUUUGGUCCAAGGUAUAUGCGACUUCCUACAAGAGAAGACACGGAAAGAUUAUUGGCAGAAAAUGCAGCUAGAGGGUUUCCUGGAAUGCUUGGAAGUGUUGAUUGUAUGCAUUUUCAGUGGAAGAAUUGUCCAACAGCAUGGGCAGGUACGUUCCGUGAACAUGAGAAAAAACCUACCAUCAUCUUAGAAGUUGUGGCAUCAUAUGAUCGGUGGUUUUGGAAUGGUUUCUUUGGAACACCAGGGUCGAACAACGACUUGAACGUCUUGGAUCAAUCUCCACUUUUUGAUAUGAUGGUUAAUGGUUUAGCAGCUCCUUGUAAUUACCGCAUCAAUGGACACAUCUAA